Messenger RNA from Dioszegia hungarica, 480 nucleotides. RefSeq lists its product as uncharacterized. The coding region runs from base 1 to 480 and encodes 159 amino acids. The transcript has 6 exons. Gene Ontology annotation, molecular function: glutathione transferase activity; glutathione peroxidase activity. Gene Ontology annotation, cellular component: nuclear envelope; endoplasmic reticulum; membrane. The record is from RefSeq and is a predicted model, not a curated record. Lineage: Eukaryota; Fungi; Basidiomycota; Tremellomycetes; Tremellales; Bulleribasidiaceae.
AUGCAGUCCAAGAUCGCCAGCAACAUCCCUCUCGCCCUGCCCGCCAACUACCCGCUCGUCGGGCUCGGCGUGAGCGCCCUGUUCAUCCUGAACUUGUGGCAGAGCAGCCGUGUCGGUGCCGCCCGCAAGAUGGCGGGCGUCAACUACCCCACCAUGCUGGUCACCGAGGCCGAGGCCAAGGCAGACAAGAAGAAGCACAUCUACAACUGUGUCCAGCGGGCCCACGGUAACACCCUCGAGAUGAUGCCUUUCGUCCUCUCUCUCUCCGCUUUCCUCGGUAUCUACAACCCCGUCCUCUCGGUCGGUGCCGUCUCCGCCGUCGUGCUCGGCAGGAUCUUCUACACGGUCCAGUACUCUAGCGGUGACCCGGCUAAGAGGACCAAGGGCUUUGCUUUGAUCCAGUACCCCGGUCUGCUCAGCUUGCUCUUCGGCUCCAUCUACUACGCCGGUACCGCUUCGCUCAAGCACUACACCGCUUAG